UGUAAAAAAUAGAAAAAUUCAUCCCCAAAUGUAUUUUUGUAGCCGAAAAGGUUUCGAGAAGAAAAUGACAUUUUCCUUUUUCCAUCGUCUGUUUGGUGGGGAUAUAUUUCGCGGCAAGUAAUUCGAUAGAUAGAAAAGAGAAGGCUGGUUGCAAUUUGGCGCGGUCCCAAAUUCAUUCUCGUGUCUAGGGUUUCAAAUUCAAUCUUUUAUCCUGGUCUCGACGAAUUACAAUGGGUUAACGCAGUUAUUUCUGUCACGUCAAAAAUUCUGCACCACAUUUUCUUUCUGGUAGGGAAGCUCAAUUCUGCGUCGGUGUCAAAAAGGCAUCAACCUAUUAUGGGUGCACCAAAGCAGAAGUGGACAUCAGAAGAAGAAGCUGCCCUUAAGUUGGGUGUUGCUAAGUAUGGGGUUGGCAAGUGGAGCACCAUACUCAAAGAUCCAGAGUUUGCUGGUGUGUUGCGUUCUCGUUCAAAUGUGGACAUUAAGGAUAAAUGGAGAAAUCUACAUGCUAUGGCAAGUGGGCGGGGUUCUCGGCAGCCAGGGAGGACUGGGUAUAAAAGCAUUCAGCCAACAGUGAAACAUGUUGAUAGUGCCUUGCAUGUUAGCACUGUGUUUGAGAAUGGUAUAGAAGUUCUUGAUGCUAAAUCUCUUGCAGCAUCCUAUGAAAACGUGGAGGAUGUUGGUUCUAAGGAGGCGAUUUCAAGAUUGGAUGAUCUUAUAUUAGAGGUGAUAGCUGGAUUGAAGGAACCACGCGGGUCUAGUCGAACAACAAUUUCUUCGUACCUCGAGGAACACUUCGUGGCACCUCCAGACUUUGAAAAGCUGUUAGUUGCAAAUUUGAAGGCGUUGGUUGAAAACGGAAGACUGAUAAAGGCGAAGCAUCAGUACAGGAUUUCACCAGGUAGAGUAUCAUCUGAUGCCAGGGGCAACGAUUUCCCAUUGCUUCUGGAGGGGAAGCAGAAGGAUUCCCCAAAGCUUGAAAACAAUGGAGUUGGAAUACUUACUAAAGCACAAAUUGAUGCAGAGUUAGCUCAAAUGAUGAGCAUGAGUGCGGAGGAGGCUGCUGCAGCUGCUACACAAGCAGUUGCAGAGGCAGAAGCUGCUACUGCUGAGGCAGAAAGGGCAGCUAGAGAUGCGGAGAAGGCUGAAGCAGAGGCAGAAGCGGCACAGUGCUUUGCUGAAGCAGCAUUGAAGGCAUUGAAUCCUCGAACUGUCCGUGUGUGAUGGAUCUGGAUUGCAACAGCUAGGGUGUACAUCUAUCCAGCUUAAAUGUCACUGUAGAUAUGUGAAUAGAUUUGUAAAUAUGGAUAAUUGUGUCCAUUGGCAGGUGAUAUUGAAUGUCAUUGGGGUCAUUGGCAAGAGAGCACUAGAAGUUGGUGCUUUUAUUUUUGUACAUAUACCCUCUUUUGUAGUGUGUUUGGGUGCAAACUGUACAGACAGCUAGUUGACUUGCCAUGGAACCCCAUGAAAUUUUUGGUGAUGCUAUGAGUAUAUAAAAUUAUAGUUUUGAUUA
Molecule: messenger RNA, 1513 nt
Organism: Nicotiana tabacum (common tobacco)
Lineage: Eukaryota; Viridiplantae; Streptophyta; Magnoliopsida; Solanales; Solanaceae
Product: single myb histone 6
Biological process (GO): nucleosome assembly
Cellular component (GO): nucleosome
Molecular function (GO): double-stranded telomeric DNA binding
Source: RefSeq, a predicted model, not a curated record